Messenger RNA from Saccoglossus kowalevskii, 956 nucleotides. Its product is annotated as von Willebrand factor-like. Lineage: Eukaryota; Metazoa; Hemichordata; Enteropneusta; Harrimaniidae. The record is from RefSeq and is a predicted model, not a curated record. Gene Ontology annotation, cellular component: extracellular matrix.
AAGUUGCCCACCAUCAAUUGCGUGAAGACAAAGGUGUUAAGGGUAUGAAGGCCCAUUAUCACACAUUCGACGGAGUGAGGUAUUCCUUUAAAGGCAUCUGCACUUACUUGCUGAUGAAAGAAAAUGUUACCGAUCCAAGAUUCCACGUGUGGGCCAAUCACGCUAGUGUGACAGAAAACGGCAGGACUAGUGUCAUGGUUAAAUCAGUGGAUGUGGAUGUUAAUGGUGUGGCUAUUGAGUUACAACAAGGAAAUGGAAAACUAAUGGUCAAUGGUGCUGACAUCCGUCCCGAAUUAGAAAAUAAUGGACAUUACGAGAUUGAUGGGAUUGAGUUCUCAUUUGUUAAAAACCAAAACCGAAUUCGUGUCAGCGUUACGGGCACAUUUCAGGUUGACUGGAAUGGCAAGGGCCACAUUAUCAUCGAGCUAGACAAAUCUAUGAUCGGCAACGAGAAAGAAGGGGGGAAAGUGAUUGGGUUGCUAGGUAACGCAAAUGGCGUGAGAGAGGACGAACUGAUAGAGCAGUUAUACGACGGGACUUAUCGAGUAAUGAGCAAGUUAGAAGCUGGAGAGAAGCCCACGAUGGAGGAAAUGAUAAGGUUUGGAAUUUCCUGGAUAAAGGAUUGUCAAGAAGUGGUAUAAUAUCAUGUCAGCGAGUAUUUGCUUCAACUUACCUGAACUGGUACCAACACCAACACAAAUCUUGAGAAAAAUUCUGAAAUUUGGAUUUAGUUUUUUCUAUGAUUGCAUGUUCGGAAUAUGUGAUGGGUAUAACUAUAAUUAUUCACGUUUAAAAUAACAAGACGAGCGUUUGCACUUAUAUACAUUUCUAUGUAGUUAUAUGUGCGAGUGUGUAAUUAUACAUGGAUAUAUCUUCUGACCUAACUAUAAGUUGGGAAGGAACACUUUCGUUCAUCGUAUUUCUAUUAGUCGUAAUUAAAAAUCCAUUCUUGCAAG